AUGCUAGAAGUGCUGUUAUCAAUAUUACUGGUACAUCCAGUAUCAGCUUGUAUUGGAUUCGGUUCCAGCGAUUGCUGUCAACAAUCUCAAACAGCAUGUGGUUGUACAUCAUCAUGUGGUGGAACACCUAUAAGUAAUAUCCGUGGGUCAGGUUUACUUCAAUUUCGCAGUCUCUAUAGCAAUGAGCAAAUUAUUAGGCAUUGCUUAAUGACUAUGUCCGAUUUACUUCCAGUGCUUGAUUUAUUUAGAACUGGAGUUCUUCCACCGCCACCACCGCCACCACCACCACCGCCACCACCGCCACCUCCACCAAUUAUUGGAUACUCCGCUCCAAGUGGCUAUAAUUUCGGUGCUUCUCCGAUCCCAUCUUUAAGUUCUUUUCCAGCCUUCAAUGCACCUCAAGUUUUUCCAUCUUACCAAAAUCAGCCAUCUUCGGAGCAAACAGUAUUACUGCAACCCAAUUCUCAAGUGCCACAAACCUACGCAGGAUCUCAAGUAGCAUCGGCACAAUCUUACACAGGAACUCAAAUUGCUCCAGCACCGCAGACUUACUCCGAACCUCAACCAGCAUCUGCCCCUCAAACUUACUCUUCACCUCAAUCAGCACCAGCACCAGCACCACAGACCUAUAUCGAGUCUCAACCAGCACCAGCACCAGCACCACGGACCUAUAUCGAGUCUCAACCAGCACCAGCACCAGCACCACAGACCUACAUCGAGUCUCAACCAGCACCAGCACCACAGACUUACCCCGAAUCUCAACCAGCAGCACAGACUUACCCCGAGUCUCAACCAGCACCGCAGACUUAUUCUGAAUCUAGUCCAGCAUCAGCACCACAGACUUACCCAGAGUCUCAACCAGCACCAGCACCACAGACUUACUCAGAGUCUGAACCAGCAGCAGCACCACAGACUUACUUUGAGUCUCAACCAGCAUCAGCACCACAGACUUACCCCGAAUCUCAAUCAGUAUCUGCACCUCAAACUUAUUCAUCACCUCAACCGGCGCCGGCGCCUCAAACCUACUCUGAGCCUCAACCAGCAUCAGCACCGCAAACGUACUCUGAACCUCAAUCGUCAGUUCAAACCUAUCAUGAACCUCAACUAGCACCAGCAGCUCAAACUUACUCUGAGGCGCAAUCAGCACCAGCACCACAGACUUACUCAGAGCCUGAACCAGCAGCAGCACCACAGACUUACUCUGAAUCCCCAAAAUCUUUUCCAGAACAACAAUCAGCACCUGAUCUUCUAUCAUAUCCAAGAGCUUCCAGUCAAAUUUCUGAUGCUUCUGUUGCUCAAGCAACAUACGGUACUGAGAACAUAGUCGAAAGUAGAACUAAUGAAGCAGCGUAUCAAAAAUCAGCAAAACCAGGCAGUACUGAUGGUUACAAAAAACGUGGAAAACUGCGACAAUUACGAAGACUGUAUUAA
This is a messenger RNA of Thelazia callipaeda (thelaziosis nematode), 1431 nucleotides long. NCBI's taxonomy places the organism in Eukaryota, Metazoa, Nematoda, Chromadorea, Rhabditida, Thelaziidae. The record is from the annotation of a GenBank genome assembly.